UGACAUAUGUGAUCAUAAUUUUUAUUUCAGAAAUGGCGCCGAAAAAAGCAGCUGCCGCAAAACCUGAAGCAGCUAAGGCUGUUAAGGGCUCUAAGCCUGCACCCAAGAAGGUUGCCGAGAAGAAAGCUGGAGAUGAGGGAACCGAGAAGGCCCCCGUUAAGGCUGUGAUCAAGGCCCGCAGGAUGCAAAAGAAGGUCGUGAAGGGUCUCCACGGAACCAGGGUUAAGAAGGUCCGCACCAGCGUCAAGUUCUAUAGACCCAAGACCUUCCGUUGCCCAAGGGCACCCAAGUACCCCAGGAAGUCCACCCCAAGAAGGAACCGAAUGGAUGCUUAUAACAUCAUCAAGCACCCCCUUACCACCGAGUCCGCCAUGAAGAAGAUCGAGGAUAACAACACCCUUGUCUUCAUCUGCGAUAUCAAGGCCAACAAGCACCAGGUCAAGGCUGCCGUGAAGAAGUUGUACGACAUCAACGUGUCCAAGGUCAACACCCUUGUGAGACCCGACGGUCAGAAGAAGGCUUAUGUCCGUCUUGCUCCGGAUUAUGAUGCCCUCGACGUCGCCAACAAGAUUGGAAUCAUCUAAAUGUAUCCUCUUGUAUUCAAUAAACGUUAAGCUGCUAAACUUGGUUACGCUCUGCGUCAAUUAUUUAAAAUUUCAGAA
Eurytemora carolleeae is the source of this 662-nucleotide messenger RNA. RefSeq names its product 60S ribosomal protein L23a (gene RpL23A). Lineage: Eukaryota; Metazoa; Arthropoda; Copepoda; Calanoida; Temoridae. Bases 33 to 584 code for a protein of 183 amino acids. The record is from RefSeq and is a predicted model, not a curated record. Gene Ontology annotation, biological process: translation; ribosomal large subunit assembly. The transcript has 3 exons. Gene Ontology annotation, molecular function: rRNA binding; structural constituent of ribosome. Gene Ontology annotation, cellular component: ribosome; cytosolic large ribosomal subunit.